Messenger RNA from Oncorhynchus keta (chum salmon), 2588 nucleotides. RefSeq names its product SLX1 homolog B, structure-specific endonuclease subunit (gene slx1b). Gene Ontology annotation, molecular function: crossover junction DNA endonuclease activity; 5'-flap endonuclease activity. The transcript has 6 exons. The record is from RefSeq and is a predicted model, not a curated record. Lineage: Eukaryota; Metazoa; Chordata; Actinopteri; Salmoniformes; Salmonidae. Gene Ontology annotation, cellular component: Slx1-Slx4 complex. Bases 718 to 2220 code for a protein of 500 amino acids. Gene Ontology annotation, biological process: double-strand break repair via homologous recombination.
AGUAGGAACUGCUUAUCUUUAGCCUAAUAGGCUGAUCACACCGCUCGCGUCGCGAAAUUUAGAAAUCGAUGUUAUUAAAUGCAUGUGCCAACGAGCAUCUGCGUUGCUAAGGGCUAAAAUAGAAGUAAUUCCUAUUUCUGACGCAGAUCGCGCUGCAAGUCCUGCCUCUCCCAUCUCCUCAUUGGUUUACGCUUGGAACACACCGACUGUGUCUUUGCGUUUUGAUACACCAGAAGUACAUUCAUUUGCACUGGAACUGCACUUGCCUUGCAGCAUUGUGUUGCAGAGGCAGUUGCAGUGCGUUCUGCGUGGUGCAUAUUGGAUUUUUCGAACGUAUGCAUAAAAUUGUAUGCAUUGAAUUGACAGAAAGUAGCAAAAUGUGAAUGUUGAAUUUUUAUUGCACACAUAUCAAGUAAAAAAAAAAGUGGGAUAACAUAAUUAAAACAUUUUGGCUGUAGAAUUUCUUUAAAACAUUUUUUAUAAAUGUAUUUGCCAAGUAUAUUAUUUAUUCGAUGACAUCCACAAAUUAAUUGUGAGAGAGCCUAUCGUAUAAUUUCCCUCCAAAAUGCUGUUUUGGAGCGAAAUGCAAUAAUAAAUAGUCAAGAUAGCAGAGUAGGCUCUUUCAACAAUGAGACCAACAUUGAGGAAGGUGGUCUUGAUCGUGCUGUUGGACCGGGACCAGCCCCGCAGAAAGCGCCGUUCUGUGUGGGUCCAGAGAUGGUUAAAGUCCCGAAAGCAAGUAGGAGAGUACCACUGUCUCAUUCAAGAGCUUCGACUGUUUGGAAGAGGAAUUCCGAAGUUACUUUCGUCUGGACCGAAGCCAGUUCGAUCACCUGCUCCAGAUGGUCGGAGCCAGGAUCGCUCGAAUGGAUACCAACUACCGGGAGUCCAUCAGCCCAGAUGAACGCCUGGCGAUUUGUCUCCGAUUCUUGGCAACGGGACUCCUACAGGACCAUCAGAUUCAGCUUCCGAGUUGGACGUUCCACGGUGGCAGGCAUUGUCCCCUCUGUGGCACAAGCCAUUUGGGACUGUCUGGUUGGUGAAUACAUGUCUCUCCCCAAGGAGGAAGAUUUGAGGGGUAUCGCUGCCGAGUUCCUGGAGAGGUGCUAUUUCCCCAACUGUCUUGGCUCCAUUGCCGGGAAACAUGUGGUAAUCCAGGCUCCACCGUGCUCAGGUUCACAAUUCUACAACUGCAAGGGUACAUAUUCAGUUGUACUCUUGGCUGUAGUAGAUGCCGUCUGCGGUUUCCGUGUUGUCAAUGUUGGUGCUUACGGCAAGGGAAGUGAUUGCGGGACCCUCCGGGACUCUGCCUUCGGCCAGGCAUUUCAGGAUGGCACCCUGGAGAUUCCACCACCUGCAUCACUCCCUGGGGCAGAAGACCUGGGACCUGUUCCCCACGUCUUCGUCGGCGAUGAAGCCUUCCCUUUGCGACCCAACCUCAUGAGGCCCUACGCUGGACGCCAGCUGCCAUUGCUAAAGCCUGUAAGGAUCUUCAACAAACGACUGUCCAGGGCAAGGCCACAUGUGUUCUCCACAACUACCUGCGGAGGUCUUUUCCAGGAGCCGCUCUGGAUGAAGAUGUGCACGCCAAAUGGUUACCUACCUGAUGUCACCAGGGCAGGUGUCAACAACACCCCCAGACAGGCACUCCAGUUUGAAUGGGCAUGGCAGAAUCCCCACUCCUCCCGACGCCUGUCCCACGUCACCCGGCGCUCAAAGAAGGAAUCCAGCCUGCAGUUCCACUGGCGUGUGGUGUCCAACAUGUUGCGGGUGAUGCCGUGGAGCCGCCUGCCCCUCACCACCCGCUGGCUCAAGCAGGAGUACAGGAUGGACUUUGAGCCUGGCCUUCAGCCGCCGCUGCACGUCCCUUUGGCCUACGGCAGCAUCAGGGCGAGGAAACAGAAACUGAAGGAUGUGGAAGAGGAACAAGAGGAGAAGGGUGCAGAUAUAUGCCUCCUUUGUCAGGGGACUGUUAAGUCUGCAGAUAAGAUGACCUGCUUCCAUCCCUUAUGUCACAUGACCAGCCACCUGAUUUGCUUAGCCAAACACUUUCUGACGGGUGAGGCCGCACAUCUCCUUCCUGUGGAGGGGGAGUGUCCCGGUUGCCGUCACUCAGUACUGUGGGGGAGUCUGAUUCGCCACAAGAAUGGCUGUUACGGAGACCUGGAGAAGAACACAUCCUCAUCCCAAAACCAUUGGACAGAUGAACUGCAGUUCUAAUCUGAAUGUGAUCAGUCAGAACCUUCCUAAUAUGAACUUUGAACUGCUACCGAGUCACCAUGAUUGUACAGAGAAAAGACUGCGAAGAUAGGAUGAAAUACAGUAGAUCAAUGACUAGCAAGUUACUCUUUAAUGGACUUCCUGCAACAGCAAAGGGUUGAUCAAUUGAUUGAUCCAUCAGAAGAUUUAAUGUAUGCACAAAAAUCAUGCUGAUCUGGUGUGAAAAAUGUUUUUAAUGCAGCAUCUGAAACCUUUUUAGAUUGUAUCUGUUAACUAAAAAACAAUCAUGAAUAAGGCAGUUUUAAAUGUGUGUGUAAAACCUAUGUAUUGUAUGUACAACCAAUAAAACAUGGAUGCAUUGUUUUGGA